ACACCUUGCUGCUAUCACGUCGUUCCGCGCCACACUCACUCGUUGGCACCGUCUGAACGACCACGCAGUGCGUUGAGAAAAAAUUUGUUGGUGUUGGUCAUCGGAUUUUGCAGCGUAUGCAAAACGGGUCAAUCGGAUUUACUAGUUAUUUCACACAGCAUACAUCCACAUCUAAAACAAGUUAUUUAGAAUUGUGUCAUCGGUUGGAGACAGAGCUAGAAGUAAUUAUAGACAUAUCCUCUUUAAAUAUUUAUAUUUACAAUGUGCGGAUAAUAUAAGUGUGUGAUUACGGUAAAAUGCAACUGAUUAUUAACUCUGUGAGUGUAUAGUUUAUUCCUGCUACAGACUUGAGACACAAAUGGAAAAUUUAACUUAACCUAGCUACAACCGCACCGUCGGAUUGAUAAGAAAAUGUUUCUCGCCACGUUUGUCAUCUCCAGUACGAAUAAAUGCAGUGCUGUGCUUAGAUAUGAAGAAUCAGCUCACUAAAUUGGAUUACAAUGAAUGCAUCGAUAUUUACCAGAAUUUUGGGACUCUGCGCGCAUCUAUUGUUUUCAGGUGUAUUGCUGGUGAAAGGGGGAGUCCAGAGCGCCGGCGGAAGCGGCUUAAAUGUACUUCCCGAGAGUGGCACACUAUCGCCGCUAGGGUCCCCAUCUGCACACAACCGCUUCGAGCCUCAGUUCGAUACAAUGAUACCGCGAAACGUCACUGCGCUAGUCGGCAAGUCGGCUUAUCUCAGCUGUCGAGUUAGGAACUUGGGAAAUAAAACGGUAUCCUGGAUCAGGCACCGAGACCUGCACAUCCUCACAGUGGGCAGCUACACGUACACGAGCGACCAGCGUUUCCAGGCCAAUCACCAUCCGGAGACCGACGAGUGGACGCUGCAGAUCAAAUGGGCACAGAAGAGAGACGCCGGCAUCUACGAGUGCCAAAUUAGCACUCAGCCGGUGCGCAGCUACUCCGUCAAUCUUAACGUUGUGGAUGUUUUGGUGUACGAAGUGAAUUGUGGCGAAACGAGCAGCGUUAACCUGAUAGCGAUGGUUCUGAUAGCCACCAUAAAAUUCGCGGAUUCAGUGCCGACGGCGGCGAUUCUAGGAGGGCCCGAUCUGCAUGUCGACAAGGGCAGCACCAUUAAUCUGACCUGCUCCAUCCGCUUCAGCCCGGAGCCGCCGGCGUACAUCUUCUGGUAUCAUCACGAUGACGUGAUCAGCUACGAUUCGAACCGGGGCGGCGUGAGCGUCAUCACCGAAAAAGGCGAUGUAACAACGUCCUUUUUGUUAAUCCAGCACGCUGAUAUCACCGAUUCGGGCAAGUACUCCUGCAGCCCCUCGAAUGCUGACGUCGCAAGCGUGCGAGUGCACGUCCUCAACGGCGAGCGCCCGGCAGCAAUGCAGACCGGCUCGGCGGGACUGUCGAACAGCUCGGUGAACGUCCUGGCGUUAAUCAUCACCCUCUAUCUGUACACCGCAACAUACAUUAGCAUACAGCUGGAGACUGCGAAGACUCGCGGCGCCGCCUCCACAACGCGGUAGCCAUUUAAGGGCCGUCAACUGUACAUACCAUAGACGCAUGGCACGGCAUGGUAUACCGAUAAGGAAAACUUCAAACGCAACUUCCCAACCGAGCCCAUCGUUUCGCAUGGGCAAUUAUACAACACAACCAACGGAGCGAACAAAAGAAACCGGCAACUGGACAGGAAUACAACGCGCACCACAUUGUAUUAUCGUGCAGACACAGUGAGUACGUACUUUCGUUGAUGCCGAAAGUAAAUGUCACGUAAAGUGGAUAAGACAUUAGCAUUUAAAAAGUUUGUAAGCGCCGCAUGGCGGUCCAGGAAGCACCUUCGGCGUUGCAACUUUUACCCAACAAGUUUUUGGACCGCCGCGUGGUAAGUUAGCGGGUAAUUACCAUUCUUUCGUGUAAAUUCAUUGUAAAUAUUUAUUUACCUACACUUUUCGGACAACCUGAGCGACGUAUGUAAUUUACUCGAGCAUAACGACAUAUGAAACUUAAAGUGUUACGAACAUAUAUCACUGUAUCUAAUAUUCGAUGUCUUUAGCAAAUUCCUAGCAUAAAAGUUAUUCAAUUAAGCCAUGCGGAACCGAGUUGUACCGAGAAGUCGAUUUUGUUUUCGAGGUUUCCGUCUCAGUCGAAUCUCGACGACGGAAAUUAAACGAUAAAGAAGCUUUACUGAACGUAUUUCCUUUGAUUACGACGGUCGAGGGGAAGAAAGAAAAUAAAUAAAUGUUGAAUAUUACUUAUUAUCUGAAUAUAUAGAUCUCUUUAUUAAAAUUGUACAAAGGACAUAAUAAUUAACAAUUCAUAUUGGCCCUUGAGUGAAACACUAAAGAAAACAUUUAGAUGUAGUUCAUGAAAUCUUGCGUAUGUUUAUCGUGAUAAAGCUGGGCGUGGUUGUUGGGUGAAAGAAAGAAAGCAGCAGUAGCUGAAGCGUAUGAAACAUCAGACGUUUUUCCGGGUGUCUUCGGUGGGAAUUUUCGAGACGCACGGCAUUCCGGCACGAAAUCUAGCUAUAAUUCAGCGAAUUAAUUGGCACCCUUUCGUCCCUUUAAACCCUUCGGUCCCGGCGCGCCAGCUCGAGUUUCCGCACGAGGAUACUCUCCGCGUAUUUGCAUGAAGAUAUAUAUUAUCAGGUGCAACGUAAUAACAACUAUCGAAUAACGCUGGACAUCCUUUUGGAGCGCGCACCCUCGCAUGUUUAUUAUUCCAUUUUCACGCACGGCGCCCCCGCACGGACCGACGCUUGCACACCCCACGAGUGAGAGGACGACGCGAAUUGAAUUGUAUAAUCCCUGGGCCCGAACGGACCGCCGCGUUUUGACACAAAACUAGUUCAUUUCGAAUUUGAGCGCGCCACACCGCUUUGCCGGCAAAGCUUUUAAUCUCUGAGUUAAUUUAUUAUAUUUCGCCGUUUUGAGCAAACAACUUCGCUUAAUGAACGGAACGCUCAAAGAACGUUUACACUGCGUCCAAAACAGGAUGUUUACAACAACAAAAAACUCGUCCGUAAAGAACCCUUUCAAGUAUCAAACCAGAGAAAAAAUUUAAUAACAAAACUGUGUAAACUAGUGAUCGAAGUUUUGAUAUAAUUGAAUAUAAUAGAAUAGCAUCAGAGGGCGGUUGAAGCAACAGAGCACAUUUGUAAACAUCCGCUGUACGGAUGGAUACUUUAUUGCAUAAUAAAAUUUAAUUAACACAUAUACGCGCAAAUGUAAACAUUUUUCGGCUCAAUUCUGAAAAUUGCUCUUUGUCUUGAGCUUAGGCGUGGGGGGGUUAAAACCGGAUGGAAAAGUUACAGGUCUCAACCUGGUAAUAACUUCAUACGCGCACGCAUUCUACCCCAGGCGUAAUAAAAGGUAAUAAGUGCCGGUGUGGAGGACUUAAAACUUUUUAAUAACGCGGCGGUAGAAAUUUUAUUAUGUUGUCAGAUGCAAUGAAGCCUAUCGUCGUUUGUACUAUUCGGCAGCGUCGUCAUUCGUGUUGUUGUUUUGUGUAUGGCUUUCAUUUUUCAUUUAUUUAAUGAACGCGACAAACGACAAAGGGAAUCGGCUCAAAGGAUAUGCACCACGCAAACGCCCACCCGCUGCUGUCGAGGAUGAGGAAAUGAGUUUUUCAAUUUGAAUCUCGCGGAAUUUCAAGUGCAGCACACGUUCUCGUUUUUUUUUUAUUUUUGCACACCCGCUCACGCGCUUCGUGUUUCUCGUGCGAGUUUUUGACUUUGUGUUCGGUUUUUAUUUAUUUUCCGCACCGCGCGCGAUUUGAAUUCGUUCUUAAAGAUUACACACCGCUGAGCGUUAGCAAAAAUUCCCCAAUCCUACGCGAGGAGAACCUAAUCAUUUCGGAAUGCCAUUAGAUUCGUGAGCACAAAGGGCACGCGAUCUGCGGAAACCUUAUUACGCCAAAAAAUAAAUACCAACCAAGCGGAAUAAUUUCAAAAACGAGUUGGAGUGACUUUUUCCAAGUUGUUUAUUAUUUUGAAUCACAUUCGGAAAAUGCCAAUGUCGUCUGGUUAAAAUGAAGCGACGAAUGAUUGUAUAUAUCUUUGUUUUUAAUUUUAAUACAGUUAUGAGACUUGAAUCUGACUACAAAAGUUGCAUAACAUUUUGCAAUACAAUAAUUAAACAAUUGUAGAAAUUUAGCACACCUAUACCAAAGAAUUGACGCCAUUAUUUGAAUCCAUUUAAUGUAUAUGAUUAAUUAUCAAUAUUGACCGAUAUGAAUGUUUCAUCACCUUUUAAACACUUUUAGUCUCUAUGAAAACAUACAAUCUCAACUUACACUUAUGGCCAUCACUUUGUAUGAAAUGUAAAUGUAAUACACCGAAAAGGAACAAGCAAAUUUAUUGAACAGUCAAUAGUUAAUUUGUAUUUAGUGAACCGAGCUCAACAUGAAUAUGUAUGCAUCGCGGGGGCCGAAGAUUGCGAUUGCUUUGUGAUCGUGUCAUUCCGGAAGACAAAGCAAGUUAGAGCAGCGCAAGAACUCACUCACUUUGCCCGAAUUAUGGUUGUGUAACAGGCAACGGUCCACAAGCCAAGACCACUCGCAAUAUUCGACUCAGCGUAAUGCGAAACAUUUAACUUGGAAAUUAGCAAACAAUUGCGCUGCGGACGGACAGAUUUUAUAAGAAAAGGUGUGCGCUAAUUGUUCGCCUCGCAGCACUCUCCUGCGGUGCGAGUGUGCGGGCGAACCAGUUGAGAAUUAAAUACAAGUGUAUAGCAGAUAAUUUAUAUGAUGUAAAAAUUAUGAAAUAAAGACAAAUAUAACAAUGGUAA
Molecule: messenger RNA, 4790 nt
Organism: Dalotia coriaria
Lineage: Eukaryota; Metazoa; Arthropoda; Insecta; Coleoptera; Staphylinidae
Product: protein sidekick-like
Exons: 7
Coding region: 501-1532 (343 amino acids)
Biological process (GO): synapse organization
Cellular component (GO): neuron projection membrane
Source: RefSeq, a predicted model, not a curated record